AUGGGGGAUCUACCGGUGGAGCGUCUACGCCACGGAACACACCCGUUCACAUGCACCGGAGUGGACUACUUCGGACCGAUGACUAUCACCGUCGCCAGGCGCAACGAGAACGAUGCUCUCUUCACAUGUUUAACAACGAGAGUAAUCCAUCUGGACUCAAUGAUCAUGGCAUUGAGACGCUUUGCUGCACGACGAGGCACGCCGCGGGUUGCUUUGGAGGCCACGCUGCGAGAACGACGUCCGAGAGAAGUGCUGCACACAUUGCUACUCGAGGCCGAACACAUCGUCAACUCGAGACCUCUCACCAACUUAACGGACAACGCGGAGGAAGAAGCUCUAACACCUAACCAUUUCUUGAUAGGGCAUUCCUGUGGUGCAGUGCGGAUCGGGGCGUUCACAGAUGAAGAAUUGGUCGGCCGGGACACCUGGAAAACAACGCAGCUGUUAGCCGAUCACUUCUGGAAGAGAUGGUUGCAAGAAUAUCUCCCGACAUUGCUACCGAGACGAAUCGACGGCCACACGGAUCGAGCACACAACUUGAGAGAAGGAGACAUAGUCGACAUUGUGGACCCGACACUACCCCGCUGUAAAUGGCCACGGGGAAGAGUGAAGACUACGCAUCCAGGAGUCGACGGGCGAGUACGAGUUGUGGACGUGUCUACCAAAGCCGGCGUGCUUCGACGACCGGCAUCGCGCAUCGUGUUACUGGUGCCUACGGAGCCGCCUAGACGAGAGAUUGGUGCGACGGCACGAGGGGGAGAAUUGUAG
Molecule: messenger RNA, 768 nt
Organism: Leptosia nina
Lineage: Eukaryota; Metazoa; Arthropoda; Insecta; Lepidoptera; Pieridae
Source: the annotation of a GenBank genome assembly